AUGGCUUCAAAGGCCGGCGACGUCGCCACCGCCGAUUGUCGUCCUUACCUACUGUCUUUUAACGGCACGGACUGCGUCGCCCCUGCGGAUGCCCACUGCGUUCUCAUCCAAAGCGACGUAUGGGGUUGUUCAUUCCUGAAGAAGGAAUACACUUCGGGUGUCGAUUCGGAGACCACUGCCGCAUAUGGUGGGGAACGACCCGAUACGACUACCGACAAUGGUGAAGAGAAAGAACUGUCGCCCUACCUGACCGAAGAGAACUCGACGCAGUACCCAGCCGAUGAGGUCUCAGUGUUAUAUCCUGGUGCGGGAAUUCUGACGCCGUCCCGACUGAGGAAUCUCAACGCAAACCCCAUCGAGAAAGUCUCGACACCGCGUCCGAUCGAUAAAGUACUGACGAACUACCCGACGGAGGGAGACUACCCAACUGAGGACGUUGUAGCAGAGUACCCAAGUGAAGAAGCCCCGGCAGAGUAUCCGAUGGAAGAGCAAUACCAGACUGAAGAGGUCUAA
This is a messenger RNA of Phytophthora infestans T30-4, 513 nucleotides long. RefSeq lists its product as uncharacterized. NCBI's taxonomy places the organism in Eukaryota, Oomycota, Peronosporomycetes, Peronosporales, Peronosporaceae. The coding region runs from base 1 to 513 and encodes 170 amino acids. The record is from RefSeq and is a predicted model, not a curated record. The transcript is spliced from 3 exons.